Zophobas morio is the source of this 1595-nucleotide messenger RNA. RefSeq names its product fasciclin-1-like. NCBI's taxonomy places the organism in Eukaryota, Metazoa, Arthropoda, Insecta, Coleoptera, Tenebrionidae. Gene Ontology annotation, molecular function: cell adhesion molecule binding. The coding region runs from base 5 to 1426 and encodes 473 amino acids. The record is from RefSeq and is a predicted model, not a curated record. The transcript has 2 exons. Gene Ontology annotation, cellular component: extracellular matrix. Gene Ontology annotation, biological process: cell adhesion; extracellular matrix organization.
CAAAAUGUGUGCGACGCGCGCCAUCUUGAUGAUGUUGAUCGUUGGGUCGUACCAAUACAAUGGUACCAUUUAUGACCGGGUGAUGCAAGAAGGCGCAUUUUCGGGCUACAGGAAGAUGAUCACAUCCAAUACCAUAGCAACACAGAAUUUGAUUAACGGGAGUGUGACUUUCAUCGCGCCCGAAGACCCAGCAUUCAAUGGGUACGACUGGAAGACUGGAAAGCACUUAGUUUUGUACCAUGUAAUCAACCAUCCUUACACCUUGAAACAGUUGGUGGAGAAUGGGUCCGGACCCAUUGCGAGCGCCCAGGAAGAUAACCCACCACUAUGGGUAAGCGUGUCGGAGGAUGGGUACUACCUCAACAACGCCAAAAUCGUACAAAACAAGUCAGACUAUGUGGCGAACUGUAAAACCGUGCAGAGUUUCAAACAGGUACUACACGUUGUCGAUCGAGUGUUGGACCCAAAGUUUCAAACCCCUUUUGCUAACCCAUCGGCGCUGGAUUUUCUGCAAAACUACCAACACUGGAGGCUAAGAGGGCGGAAAGUGUCCCACUUCUUCGAAAAGGUACUCCUCCACCAGAAAGAAGAUCUGUUUCGGAAGACAGGUGGACACACUUUUUUUAUUCCCGUGGAUUAUGAAGAGUACGACCGUCGUCUAGAAGACGUGGAUGGGUAUCGGAUCGACGGUCAUGUGGUACCCAAUCUGGUACUCUUCACCAGACCCUCACGGAAGAACUUCGUCUACCAAACCUCUUGCAACGGUGACGAUAUCCACAUAGUAGUGAUUUUAUUGUCACUAAAGAACAAACUUUUCGUCAGAAGCUACACAGUCCAUGGAGAUGGUGACCACCCGAAAGGGGAAGUUCUUGCGGAGAUUGUUCAAGCUGACAUUCCAGUGACCAAUGGUGUUGUUCACUUGAUUUCGAGACCUUUGGCUAUCGCCAAAACCCCCCGACUUUUCCCGUACCUUUCCGUUUUGUACAAAGUCACUUCUGACCCUUUUCUUAACACUACCUUCCACAUUGGGGAAAAAGGGCCAAUCAACCAAAUCCUCGAACUCGAGAAUAAUGUCUUCACGUACUUCGCCCCUAGGGACCAAUCCUGGUCGGAGUACCUCGGGUACUCCGACGACGAACUGGUGGAGGUGCUAUCCAGACAUGUGGUGGUCUCCACCGGCCGCCACACCAUGUCAAGUCUGGCCGCUUCCAGUGCCAGGAACAACGGUACCACCUUGGAGAGCCUGGCCGGAACCCUCGACCUCCAAAUCCUCCACACUAACAACACCUUCUUCGUCGUGUACGGCGACAAACCCAUCCGGGUCUCCCGCGCCGACUACCAUUGCAGCGACGGGAUCGUGCACGUCAUCGACGGCGUCUUCGCCGCCCCCAAGCCGCCCCCGGAAAGCCCAUUUGGGGAUCGUUGAAGACCAUGGUCACGUGAGCGCCCUUCAAUCGCCGAUCGCCGCCGCUGCCAAAAACUAUUUCGCUGCCAGUUGCGACGCGUUAUUCGCCUGAUUUAGUACCGCUUGAUGUAUUGUUUUUUUGUUAUUGAGUUGCGUAACUGCUAAUUACUGUGCAAUUGUAAGUAAAGAU